AUGGCCCCAGUAGCUGACUCCCCAGUCCUUCAGCCAACCGCUGAUCUCAACCAAUAUCGAGGAUACGACCACGUCCACUGGUAUGUUGGAAAUGCCAAACAGGCGGCUUCAUACUAUGUCACCCGUAUGGGAUUCGAGAGGGUGGCGUAUCGCGGCCUAGAAACCGGCUCCAAGGCGGUAGCUUCCCACGUUGUUCGAAAUGGAAACAUCACAUUCAUCUUGACGUCCCCCCUUCGAUCCUUGGAACAAGCCUCUCGUUUCCCCGAAGACGAAGAACUCUUGAGGGAAAUCCACGCCCACCUUGAAAAGCACGGUGAUGGUGUCAAGGAUGUUGCUUUUGAAGUCGACUCGGUAGACGCCGUCUUCUCAGCCGCUGUCGCGAACGGUGCUGAGGUUGUUUCCGGUGUCAGAACACUAGAGGACGAGACUGGCGAGAUCAAGGUCGCAACGAUUCGGACGUAUGGGGAAACCACCCACACCCUCAUUGAACGGUCAGCAUACACCGGCGGAUUCAUGCCCGGAUACCGAAUGGAAAACAGCGUCGAUCCCACUUCCAAAAUGCUCCCACAGGUUGUCCUUGAGAGGAUAGAUCACUGCGUCGGCAACCAGGACUGGAACGAAAUGGAAAGAGUCUGCGACUACUACGAGAAAAUCCUCGGAUUCCACCGAUUCUGGUCUGUUGAUGACAAGGAUAUUUACACCGAAUUCUCCGCUCUGAAGAGUAUUGUCAUGGCAUCGCCAAAUGAUGUCGUCAAAAUGCCAAUCAACGAGCCCGCGAAGGGAAAGAAGCAAUCCCAGAUCGAGGAAUAUGUCGACUUCUACAGCGGUGCUGGUGUGCAACACAUUGCGCUCCGAACUGACAACAUCAUCAACGCGAUCACCAACCUCAGGGCUCGCGGUGUGGAGUUCAUCAAGGUUCCCAGCACCUACUAUGAUGACAUCAAGCUUCGCCUCAAGAAACAGGGCUUAGUCCUCAACGAAGAUCUUGAAACCUUGCAGAGCCUAGAUAUCCUCAUCGACUUCGAUGAGAACGGCUAUCUCUUGCAGCUUUUCACAAAGCACCUCAUGGACCGGCCAACCGUUUUCAUUGAGAUCAUCCAGCGCAACAACUUCUCCGGCUUUGGUGCAGGCAACUUCAAGGCCCUCUUCGAGGCAAUCGAGCGUGAGCAGGCUCUUCGCGGCACCCUCAUCUAA
Messenger RNA from Uncinocarpus reesii 1704, 1194 nucleotides. Its product is annotated as 4-hydroxyphenylpyruvate dioxygenase. Lineage: Eukaryota; Fungi; Ascomycota; Eurotiomycetes; Onygenales; Onygenaceae. The coding region runs from base 1 to 1194 and encodes 397 amino acids. The transcript has 4 exons. Gene Ontology annotation, biological process: L-tyrosine catabolic process. The record is from RefSeq and is a predicted model, not a curated record. Gene Ontology annotation, molecular function: 4-hydroxyphenylpyruvate dioxygenase activity.